GUUCGUGGUACUACGUGAUUCCUAUUGCCUGGAUCUCAAUAUACUUGGCCAACUCCUUCAAAUCUCCGUUGCCUUGGACACUGUGUGGACAAGAUUGGAACACCCCACUGUGUGUUCCACAGGGAAGUCGUGUCACCAGAAACGAAUCUGUCAACAUUUCUUUUAACGCAAGUGAUCAGGGUGAUAAGCAGGACUUACAGGCCAUCAAUAUCACUGCUAGUCACAUGAUUGGUAUCAGACCAGCAAGUGAAGAAUUUUGGAUGUGAGUUCUAUUGUUUUGCCUGUAUCUCAAAUAAUUUUACACGUGACGUGAUUUAAUGCUGCCACAUUUAUUUAAAAUAAUAAUAAUAAUUAUAAUACGAAAUCAACUAACACAGCGGUUCUCAACCUGUGGGUCGCGACCCCUUUGGGGGGUCGAACGACCCUUUCACAGGGGUUACCUAAGACCAUCGAAAAACACAUAUUGUCUACAGUUAUGAAGUAGCAACGAAAAUAAUUUUGUUGUUAGGGGUCGCCAUAACAUGAGGAACUGUAUUAAAGGGUCGUGGCAUUAGAAAGGUUGAGAACCACUGAAAUAACAGUUAUAUUGACAUUGUAUCCAUCCAUCCUUGUGUCGCUACAGCCAGUGUGCCAUACCUUGGGAAUUUUCCCAAGAUCUUGGGAAAUCACUACCCCAUUCAGGACCAAAACUCACUUUUUUUAUUUAAAAAAAAACCCAUAUAUUUUCAUGAUCUUCGGAAAUCUUGGGAAUUAUUUUGACAAAAUCUUGGGAAUUUUUAAAAUAAUUGAGUGAAAGCCCUAGCUACAGCCCAUGUAGGUUCUUUGGCCUGCCUCACCACUUCCUUCCACUCAGACCUAACUAAUCAUAAUAAUGCUUUGCUUUUCCAUGCUUGGAUUCCCAGCUUCUGAAGAUCUUUUCCCACAUCAUCCAUCCAUCUAGGCCUAGGUCUGCCUUUGAGCCGUUUUACUCUGGGGUUUUGGUGGUACACCCUCUUCGCUCCUCUGUCCUUUGGCAUUCUCUCUAAGUAUCACGUCCAGCGUAGCCUACCCAUUUUUUUUUUAAUUUCUGCUACUAGCGUGGCCUCCCCUAUCCGCCACAUGGGGAGGCUCUCAAUUGAAGAUCAGUAUCUCCGCAGCCUGCAGGAGAACUAACUGUUAUAUACCUUACUUAAUUCAGGGGUCUAUGCUCUAUUUUGUUAUUAAUUUAAUCAUAGAUUCUCGUGGAAUUAUUUGUAAAAUUAAUUUUUUUUUUUUUUUUUUUUUUUUUUUUUUUUUUAUAAAGAUUAAAUAUUUUUUUUUUUUUUUUUUUUUUUGUUAUUUAAUACAGCGUAACACUUUGCUGUAGUUAUUAUUUUUUUAAAUACAAAAGUAUAUUGUUGAACAGCAUCUAAUUUUUAUUACUAUCUUUUACAAUAUUAUUAUUUUUUUUUUUAAAUUCAGAAAUAAUGUCCUUCAACUCUCUUCUGGACUUGAGGAUAUGGAUGGUCUCCCUUGGCACACCACUUUGGCCCUAUUAAUAUCUUGUCUGCUGGUGUUCAUAUGCCUCAGCAGGGGAGUCAAAUCUGUAGGAAAGGUAAUACUUGAUUAUCUUUGAGUGAGGUUCAUUAAUCAAUAUCAGGAAGGAACACUCAAUUUUUCUCAAAAUGACAAUUUUGUGUUACGCAAGUGCCCCACCCCUUUUUUUUACUCACACACACACACUUUGAAUUUCCUCAACAAUUAUUAAAUACGUAAAUAGAAUUUGAAUAUAGCUGAGUUUUAAUUUAAAUAGCUGACUUUUACUUUUUGUUGUAUAUGGAGAUUUGGGACCCUAAAGAGUCUCUCUGAAACAUUUUGAAACUCAAAUCUUAUAAUGCCACAAAGGAUUGUAUUUGAUCAGUGAUUUUUAAUUUUUAUCCAAGCGUGUGAAGAAUCCUACAUGUCCUCAGACUCAUAUUAGGUGCAGCUACCCUUAAAAUCAGAGCCCUAGCAGCUACCCUUAAAAUCAGAGCCCUAGCUGCUACCCUUAAAAUCAGAGCCCUAGCAGCUACCAUUAAUAUCAGAGCCCCAGAACCUACCGUUGAUAUCCGAGUCCUAGAAUAUCAUUAAUAUUAUAGCCCUAGCAGAUACCAUUAACAUCUUAUAGGGCUCUGACAUUAAUGGUAGCUUCUAGGGCUCUGAUAUCAAUGGUAAGUGGUACAGCUCUGUUAAUAUCUGCUUCAUUUAAAAUAAUAUUUUCAAGAAGCCCUAGCAGAUACCAUUAACAUCUUAUAGGGCUCUGACAUUAAUGGUAGCUUCUAGGGCUCUGAUAUCAAUGGUAAGUGGUACAGCUCUGUUAAUAUCUGCUUCAUUUAAAAUAAUAUUUUCAAGAACUUUUUUCCAUCUUUAAAAGCAGUGGGUGAAAAUAAUAAUACUUUCUAUAAAUCAAGGUUGUCUACAUCACAGCCACUUUGCCAUACAUUCUAAUCACAGUCCUCAUCAUAAAAGGUGCCACUUUACCUGGGGCAGUAGAUGGUGUUUUAUUCUACAUUAGCCCAGACUUCAGGUACCUGGUACUGGUAAUUAUAACUGCAGUCUUUCAUUACGAGUACCGGUACGGUACUAAAGAGUACCGACACAGGUAGUUAAUGUACACAGGAGGUUAUAACAGGAGGAAGAAUGAUGUGAUAUCACUUCUUGGAGAUAGGGAGACAAGUGUAUUAAAUACAGCCAUAAAAACAUUGAUAAUUUACUAAUGAUAAUUGGUAUGUUCUAUGGAGACAUUCUGCUAACUAAAAUAUUGUAUUGAAAUUAUAAAAAGUGUUAAGUUAAAAAAAUGUGCAAUCUUGACUUGUCCAGUAAAUUGAUGCAAGUGCAGACGUGGCUGGAAGCAAGUCUACAAGUCAUCUACUCACUGGGACCAAUCUGGGGCGGGCUGGUAACAAUGGCCAGCUACAACAAAUUUAAUAACAAUUGUAUGAGGUAGGGUAUACUUGUUUCUUGCAUCAACUUUUACUACAGGUAUCAGUAGUUAAAUAUUUUUUUUUAAAUUUAAAAUACAAGCUGGUAACAAUGGCCAGCUACAACAAAUUUAAUAACAAUUGUAUGAGGUAGGGUAUACUUGUUUCUUGCAUCAACUUUUACUACAGGUAUCAGUAGUUAAAUAUUUUUUUUUAAAUUUAAAAUACAUCGUAACAAAUUUAAAACAUUCCUUUUUUAUUUUCCAGAGAUUCUAUAAUGUUGACAUUCUUGAGUCUGGGCACUAGUGUGUUUGCUGGAUUUGCUAUCUUCACAGUACUUGGUCAUAUGGCUUAUAAUCUCGAUGUUCCAGUUGCCAAUUUCUCAGAAACAGGUAUUUCAAAAACACAUUGAUUAAUAAGAGGUUUUUGUUUGAAAAAGAAAUAAUUUAAUAAUUUAGACCUCAAAAAAACAAACAUUUUUUAUAACUGUCAUAUUUUUGCCAAACGAAAAAUUAACGGUAUAACAAUAAUAGACAAUCAAAGUGAUUUUUUUAUGUCGUUAAAACUGUGUUUUUUUCUAUUAUCAGGGGCAGGAUUAGCCUUUGUUGUCUACCCUGAAGCCAUUGCUUUUCUCCCAGUACCACAAUUGUGGGGUGUGUUGUUUUUCCUCAUGUUGUUUGCUGUUGCCUUAGAUUCACAGGUAACUUAUUUGAAGUAACUUACCGGUAAUGUUACUUUCCUGUUUCUGAUAAAAUUAUAAGUAUAAAUAAAUAUAUGAAUGACAUAAAUACCGGUACAUAAAACAAACAAUAAUAAAAUAAAGUUUAAUUUUUUUUUAAUGAGAUUUUUUCAAAUAAUUUAAAUUGAAAAAAGACUUUGUCAGUCAAUCUUUUGUAAACUCUAUAAGUCAAUGUACAAGAUCUCAAUACACAUAUUAAAAAUGUAGCGCUAAAAAGCUAGAUGUUAAAAUUUAUAAAAGUGCUUUGAGGUGCUUUAUUUUUUUUCUUAUUUAUGAAUCUGCUAUUUUAGAAUUCAGGAAUUGUAAAAAUAAAAUGUUCACUUUUUUUGCCAGUUUGUUUAUGUAGAAAUAGUUUUGACCAGCAUCUAUGAUAUUUGGCCAAAAUUCGUCACUAAAUACAACAUAGCAGUGAAAUUGGGAUAUUGUUCAUUACAAUUCAUUACUGGACUACCAUUUGCUGCCAGAGUAAGUAAAUGUACAGAAAACACCUUUGAAUUUAAUGAAAGUUAAACUAGCCCCCAGAUAGACUUAAAAUUGUUCACUUAUUUUUUUCUGUUUAGAUCAGGGAUCUGCAAAAAAAUUUUAGCUAUUACCCCAAAAUAGAUACUGCCGAUAACCCUGAUUUGAAAGGAUGAAAAUCAUAGACUUUUUAUUUUCAAAAUGGUAUACUGAAUCUAUUUAUUUUGAGAAUACAAUAAUAAAUAUAGAAGUGCUAAAUUAAUUUGAUAAAAAUAAAUUUAUAAAAUACUUAUAAUGGAACAGAAGGAUACCUUUGGAAAAAAAAGUAACUUCAAAUUUUGUAGAAAUGAUGUUUCAUUUUUAUAAAAUGACAUCAAAUUUUUUUCUUUUUUUAAAUCAGAGAAAAUUUGGAUAUUUUUUGGGGGAUCAACUAAUUGAUUUCUAUUCUUUUUUUAUGUUCAUUUGAGUGAAAUAUUGGCAAAGGUUGGUGCAAAAGGUGGAAAAAAUUUGACUGCCUCCUCUUGAGAAUCAUUGAAAACCAUUGAAUCUCUUGAUGUUUUGAGGAUAUUCAGGAGCAUCACUAGGAGUGUGGGGUGUGGACCAUAUCAGGGACAUCCUACAAUGGGGUUGACAACUUGAAAGGGGAAUGACACCAUUUGAAAAUUAAAAUUUGACAGAGCUUAUUCAAAUUAGUUUUAUAACACAACUAAGUUUAAUUCAAGAGCUGAAUGCCACCUGUUACUAGAGCAGGCUGUCUUGGAGGACAUCCAUGGGCGAUUCAGGCACCUGUCACUAGAGCAGGCUGUCUUGGAGGAGAUCCAUGAGCGAUUCAGGAUGGGGUGACACCAUGCCAUGAAAAAAACUGCACUGAGUGGAACCAAUUCUUGUGAUGCCUCUGAGCAUAAGAUAAAAUAGUUGACUAGACAAAAAUUACAUGAACAAGACGACACGUGAGGGCUAGCUGUCGAGCCAAGAGUAACAAGUUAAUGAGUGUGUUUGGCUAUUGCAUCUGCCAGAUGCAGUAUUGCCAACAAAAUAAAUGUCAUUAAAAAAACAUGCUUCAAAUAAAAUUGUAUUUAUGUCUAUUGAGCCCUCAUAACCCCUAAGAUUUCCAUUUUACCCCAUCUAGGGUAAUUUACCACAAAUUGCCAUCCUCUGGUUUGGAUGCUGAUGAGUUUUUCUAUAUAUUAAAAUAGUGUGGUGCAGGCCUGCAUAACAUAUGGCCCGCAAACCGCCAUGCGGCCCACCAGCAACCAUUUUGCGGCCCGUGAAGCAACAAAUAAUGUUUAUUCUUAUAAUUUUCGUUAUAGCUUUCCCCCCUGUCCAAUUUUCUUUUUGCCCGCAAAAGUUGUUCAUAAAGUAUUACAGCCCGCCCUACAUUUUGAGUUGUGCAGGUCUGGUGUAGUUUGACAAGUCAUACCAGCAGUGUGUCUUCAGACAGAAUAUUGUUAGAAUGUUACCAUCUCUUUUAAUAAGUCAUACCACUUGACUGUUGACAGGGAGGAAUGUACUUGUUCCAACUGGUUGACUGGUACAUAGCUGCUUUUGCUGCUGUAGCGAUUGGACUGCUUGAGUGCAUAAUUGUUGCCUGGAUCUAUGGUUAGUGAUAUGUACAAAUUUUUUUCAGGGUAUAUAGUAAGUUAAACUACAGCAUUUAUUGCAUCUCAACUUCUCUCUGGACGGCGCACAGAGCUCGAAAACAAAUUAGAAUCCCUAAGCUUACAAAAAAAACAUAGUUAAUUACCUUGUUUUUUUCUGUGCUCCAUAUCAACAUUAAUUUGUAACACUGAGGGCUCCAUAUCAACAUUAAUUUGUAACAUUGAGGGCUCCAUAUCAACAUUAAUUUGUAACACUGAGGGCUCAAUAUCAACAUUAAUUUGUAACAAUGAGGGCUCCAUAUCAACAUUCAUUUGUAACACUGAGGGCUCCAUAUCAACACUAAUUUGUAACACUGAGGGCUCCAUAUCAACAUUAAUUUGUAACAUUAAGGGCUCCAUAUCAACAUUAAUUUGUAACACUGAGGGCUCCAUAUCAACAUUAAUUUGUAACAUUGAGGGCUCCAUAUCAACAUUAAUUUGUAACACUGAGGGCUCCAUAUCAACAUUAAUUUGUAACAUUGAGGGCUCCAUAUCAACAUUAAUUUGUAACACUGAGGGCUUCAUAUCAACAUUAAUUUGUAACACUGAGGGCUCCAUAUCAAAUUAAUUUGUAACAUUGAGGGCUCCAUAUCAACAUUAAUUUGUAACAUUGAGGGCUCCAUAUCAACAUUAAUUUGUAACAUUGAGGGCUACAUAUCAACAUUAAUUUGUAACACUGAGGGCUCCAUAUCAACAUUAAUUUGUAACACUGAGGGCUCCAUAUCAACACUAAUUUGUAACAUUGAGGCAUAUUAAAAAACAUAAUUGAUAUUUAUUUGUGCUAACCUAUCUAGGAGCAGAUAACUUUAUUGAUGAUGUGACGAGAAUGAUGGGGUAUAGGCCUCCUUACAUGUUUAAUAUUUUAUGGAGAUUUAUUACACCAGCUCUGCUCAUAGUAAGUUAUACAGUUAUUGUUUCAGAAAAAAAAAAAACUUUUAAUCAAUAAAUCCAUGUUGAAAUAGUAACAUCAUAUUUUUAUUUUCUAUCGGUUUUAAUUAUAUUACUGUACUUGUAAGGUUAAGCAAACUUGAACGUGAAAAUAUAUUUUAGCUGGUUUUUUUUAAAAUGUUUGUACCGGUAUUGAAAGAAUUAUGACUUGUGUCGAUGCCAGGUUGUGCUGGUAACAUCACUGAUGAGUUACGAAGCCCCUACUUUUGAAGGUUACAAGUUCACUUCAGCUGGGAUAGCAUUCGGAUGGUUCAUUGCAGUCGUUUGGUUCCUUCCCAUUCCUCUUGUAGCCAUUGCUCAGAUACUGAGGACCAAAGGGAGCUUUCUUGAGGUUAGAAUAUAUUUCACAGGUUUUUUGGUAGACCCCCAAUUAAUAUCAAACUUUCUUUUUAAGUGUAUUUUCUUUGGUUGUAGGUAAUCUACAAACUUUGAUGGCUGGUGUAAAGAGCAUUUUCAUUUUAAGAAAAAUUACUAGUCGAAAUGUACUUUGAAUAAAAAUCUAGCAUGAUAUGUGUAUCUUGUUGCGUUUCCAUGCUUUAAAUUAAUUAUUUGUUAAAAAUAAUUGUUAAAAUUUAAUUUAAAAAGCAAACUGUGAUUAUGAAAGAUUAAUUAGUCAAUCUUGGAGAAUGGCAAAUGUCUUAAAAUUCAACUGAUUAAUUUAGAGGUGUUACAGUAUCUCAAAUUAAUUCAAAUUUAAAAAAUGACAAUAUAAUAUGUUGAGGUUUGAACAAAAAAUUAUUUGAAUGAAUAUGUAUUUUCUUUAUAUCUAAAGAAAUAUUUUAUUAAUAUAUUAAUAAAAGAUGUGUUAAAAAUUCAGUUUGUUUAUUUCUUUAAAAAAUUCAUGAUAUAAAUAAAAAUAAAAUGCUGAUAUUUCACAGAGAUUAAAAGCCACUUGCAAGCCAUCACAAGAAUGGCAACCAGGUGAUGUGACUUUGAGACAACAGUACAGAUCAGACCCAAGUCAAUCAGAAUUAUGCACUUUUAGAACCACAUGUUGCAGGUCCACAUAGAACUAAUUGCUUAAGAACACCCCCCCCCCUUCUUUUUUUGUUGUUGCUAGGACCAUCUAAACAAACAGUUCUUGAACCACUUGUUGCAGGUCCACCUUAGAAACAGUUCUAGAACCACUUGUUGAAAGGUUAAAGCUAAUAGUUUUAGAACCAUUUAUUGAAUUGUCCAUCUAAAACUGAUAGUUUUAGAACUACUUGCACCUCCACCAAGAAAAAAUAGCUCCAUGUGCCACUAUAACUGCAGUUAAACUUAAAAUUAUAAUUUAAAAUUAUAAAAUUGCAGGUCCAGCUAAAACACAUUUCUGAAAUCAACUUGAAACAAGUCCACCUUAACUAUUCGUUUUAGCUCAGUCUAUAUUUUAGAACCAUUAGCUUAAAAAUAUGCUAAAUGCAUAUAGGUAAAUUCAUUGUUACUGUCCGACUGCAUCUUUAGAAUUAUUAGUCCGGGUAUAAUUUCUUUAAAAUCCAAUGCAAAGUCAUCUUACUUUAACCAUAGGAUCAUUAAUAUCAAUUUUUGCAUCAUUUUGAAUGAAUCUACAUGUGUUUGUAGGAUAGAUUCAUCCCUAUGCUCUCUAAUAAACUUCACAUGAUCUUGGGGAGCCAUACUAAAUUUAUAACCUCCAUUAAUUGCUUACAAAAGUUAAACAUUCAGCUUUGUAUUUUCAUUUUAGGUGUGGGUUAAAAGUGUAUGUUUUGGUCCUAUUUCUGGGUUAAAUGAAGUCAUUGUGCAUGUAUUUCCAUAGUUACCUACCAAGAGAUUAAAAUUAUUUCAUUGCAUUCACAUACAAUAAGAAUUUAGUGACAACGCUGUGAGACUUUGUUUUAAGGACUGCCUUCAAGCUGUGUGAAUGAAAUAGUAGAACAAUGUAUCUGGACCUUAUUUUUCAGAGUACCAAUAUAUAUAUAUUCUUUCCCUUCCUGUAAUUUUUGGUUUUGAAAAAAUCCUUCUUCUGGCAACAACAGAGGAUAUCUAUAAAAGUUUUAUUACUUUGCUCUGUUUCUUGUCAUAUUUUUGUAUGUCCUGUUCCCUGAAGAUGGCUCUCAGCCAAAAUGUUCACACCUUAUUGUUCUAUCUUUUAAUUCAAGCUUUUACAUAACUUGUUAUACUAUUUGAUUGUUAAUAACAAAUUUAUUGGAAAGCAUCGCUAUCAUUGAAAAGUGGCUUGUAUUGUAAACCUGUUUUCUCACAAAAUAAUCUCAAUGAUAGCGUUCCAUUUUCUUUGUCUUCCAGUUAAUCAAAAUGAAGUGUCUGUAAUUUAAAUGUAACACCUAGGUUAUUAUUUUUUAGAAUAUGGUAGCUUAAAAAUUGCAUAAUUCAUUAAAAAAAUCAACUCAG
Molecule: messenger RNA, 9047 nt
Organism: Lymnaea stagnalis (great pond snail)
Lineage: Eukaryota; Metazoa; Mollusca; Gastropoda; Lymnaeidae
Source: the annotation of a GenBank genome assembly